This is a messenger RNA of Macrobrachium nipponense, 1930 nucleotides long. RefSeq lists its product as uncharacterized. The record is from RefSeq and is a predicted model, not a curated record. The transcript has 4 exons. Bases 661 to 1563 code for a protein of 300 amino acids. Lineage: Eukaryota; Metazoa; Arthropoda; Malacostraca; Decapoda; Palaemonidae.
GUGGCAUAUCUAAUAAUGCUGAGACAUUGGAUGGGAGUGAAUUGACUGAAGUUAGCAGCUGUUAUUAUUCCACUUCCAGUUCUGAAAGUUGUACUCCUUGUUUGUCUCCUGUACAUGAAGGGAAGGAAGGAAAUGAACACCUGUCACAAUUAGUACGAGUCCUUAGGGACGAGAUGCAUCAGUCUUAUCUUGAUUAUAUAACUGUCAGGAGAAUGCUAGCACUAGCCAACAGUAGAAUUCGUGGUCCAUUAACUGGCAUGCCUGGCAUGAUUCCAGGUGUUAAUGAUGUAGGGUUAGGUGGAGCACCACAGAUGUCAAGUGCUAACAACCCUGUGAAGUUUGGAUGCAGUGCUGCUGCCAGAAAUGAGGAUGGAAGUGGUAGCAGAUCAGAUGGACCUGCAAAUGGUGCUGCUGAAGGUUUGGGGCGCUUAUCAUUUGGAGGAUCUUUCAAUGGGUUUCCACCUUUCCCAAACUUUCCUCUAGGUGCUGGAUCAGGAUUUGGAAAAAGUGGCUUCCCUGGACCCAUUGAUUUCUUUCAGUCUCGUUUAAGACAGGCACGAAAUGAACCUUACAGUGUACCUUCAAGUAGGGAAAGAUAUUUGAGGCAGCCACAUGACCAAAUGACUCCUGGGAUAUGCUGCAAAUUUGUUUCCAAGUGCAAUGGUAAAUGCAGCCAUUCGCAAUGCAGUUAAUUUGUCCAUAUCUUCCAUUGGAAAUUUUAGUACCAGAGGUUUGGCAAGUGAUAUGAGUUUAUAUACAGAUCCAACAGUAGCAGUUGGAGUUAAUGUUACUGUUGCCUCACCAUCAGAAAGAAAUGUUAAUGCAAAUGAAACUAUAAACACUGUAAAUGAUGAAACUAACAAUCCAGUCAGCAGGAAUGAUCUAAUUCCUAGUGUUAGUGUUGCAGUGGAUUUGACAAGAGAAGCAAUUACUUCAACUAAUGCCCAAGAUACUAAUGAUGCAGCUACAGAGGCAUCUGAUAAUAUUAGUGUCAAGCCAAUUGGUGAAGACCGUAAAGAAAAUAACCCUAGUACUGAACAUGGUGAUGCAUGGAAUAGCUCAAAUAGUGUGGCCAAUGGUCAUGCAGUUAAUGGUAUCGAAGCUGUUCAGAAUACUGGAGCAACAUCCAAUUUUGUUUCAGGACCUGCUGCUUUACCUGACAUUGUAAGAUUUAUCAGUUCACCUAGUGAAUUCAACAUGACUAAUACUACAGCAGCUACAAAUCUGAGAAGAGGAAUGACAAUUGGAGCUUCUGGAGGUGAAGUUAACUUUGCUAAUGAAACAGCAACUGCUAAUCCAACAGCAGGAAUGUCAUCAAGUGCUUCUGGAGGCCCUAAACUUCAGUCAGGGUCAGUUUCUGGAAACCAACAGCAUAUGUUCCAGCAACUUAAUUCACGUCUGUGCCGUUGCGUGCUUUGUGAAUUUGUAACAAGGGAUAUGAAUGUUUUGAUGGAGCACAUAGAUUCUCACUUUCCUGUGAGGACUUACAUGUGCAUCCAUUGCACAUGUUUGUUCAGUGGACCACAAGAACUUCAGGAGCACAGUUGCCCAUUUAGGCAUUGAUAGUUUGCAGUGGAAGAGCAAGUGCAAAUGUUCCUAGACUAAUUAGUUUGUUGACCUUGGAGAUAUGUGCCUCAACAGUAACAUUUUUCUUAUUUUUAUUCUUGGAAAAACUGACUAUCUGUUAUUCCAUACAACCAGUUAUGAGUGUAUAGUACCUAUGCAAAUAAAAAAAUUUUCAGAUAUGUACCUGGACAGUGUCUGUUUUUAAAGGAAAAAAAAUCAUAUUUAUUGAAAAAAUAGCUUUUGUUUAUAGAUGGUAUAUUUUACAUUGUUUUUGAUGUAAGGUAUAUUUUACAUUGUUCUUGAUGUAAUUUUUUUAAAAAGUACUGAAGGCUAUUUUAUGUAAUGUAUUAAAAAGCAGUCCUCG